CGUUGACUUUGGUGUUCCUUGGCGACUGUCCCCCCUCUUGCCUGCACGCCUGUCGAUCUGAUUGAUUCACUCUCUCUCUCUCUCUUGCUCUUGCUGGACGCUGCGAUCAUGUGCCUUCCUUGACUAUCCCCUCACCCCCCAUGACGCCCCUCCCACCACUCGCACCACUCUCCACGCCUCACCUUCCACAUCACUCCCGCCGUCCUCCAUCCCGCCUCGUCACUUCACCUCCUCUUCACCCUCCAACCUCCUACUCCUCCUCCCUCUUCCAUCACUUCCACUACCCAUCUUCUCUCCUCCAUUAUGGGUCGCUCAGUGCGCGAGAUCGUCCACCUCCAGACCGGCCAGUGCGGUAACCAGAUCGGUGCCAAGUUCUGGGAGGUCGUGUCCGACGAGCACGGCAUCCAGGCCGACGGCUCGUACAAGGGCACGUCGGACAUCCAGCUCGAGCGCAUCAACGUCUACUACAAUGAGGCGGCUGCUGGCAAAUACGUCCCGCGCGCAGUCUUGAUUGACCUUGAGCCGGGAACCAUGGACUCGAUCCGCGGCGGCCCUCUGGGCAGCCUCUUCCGCCCCGACAACUUCGUUUUCGGACAGAGCGGUGCCGGUAACAACUGGGCCAAGGGUCACUACACCGAGGGUGCCGAGCUCGUGGACUCGGUUCUUGACGUCGUGCGUCGCGAGGCUGAGGGGUGUGACUGCCUCCAGGGCUUCCAGAUUACCCACUCGCUUGGUGGUGGCACCGGUGCCGGUAUGGGCACCCUCCUCAUCUCCAAGAUCCGCGAGGAGUACCCCGACCGCAUGAUGUGCACGUUCUCGGUCGUGCCUUCGCCCAAGGUUUCGGACACCGUCGUCGAGCCCUACAACGCCACCCUCUCGGUUCACCAGCUCGUCGAGAACUCGGACGAGACCUUCUGCAUUGACAACGAGGCGCUGUACGACAUCUGCUUCCGCACUCUCAAGCUCACCACCCCCACCUACGGUGACCUCAACCACCUCGUUUCCGUCGUCAUGUCGGGCGUCACCACCUGCCUGCGCUUCCCCGGUCAGCUCAACUCGGACCUGCGCAAGCUCGCCGUCAACAUGGUGCCCUUCCCCCGUCUCCACUUCUUCAUGGUCGGCUUCGCGCCCCUCACCUCGCGCGGCUCGGCGUCGUACCGCGCCGUCUCGGUUCCAGAGCUCACGGCGCAGAUGUUCGACGCCAAGAACAUGAUGGCCGCCUCGGACCCCCGUCACGGCCGCUACCUCACCGUCAUGUGCAUCUACCGCGGCAAGGUCUCGAUGAAGGAGGUCGAGGACCAGCUCCAGACCGUGCAGCAGAAGAACUCGGCCUACUUCGUCGAGUGGAUCCCCGGAAACGUGGCCGCCGCGCAGUGCGACAUCCCGCCCCGCGGUCUCAAGAUGUCGUCGACUUUCAUCUGCAACUCGACCUCGAUCCAGUCCCUCUUCAAGCGUAUCGGCGAGCAGUUCUCGGCCAUGUACCGCCGCAAGGCCUUCGUGCACUGGUACACUGGCGAGGGCAUGGACGAGCUCGAGUUCUCCGAGGCCGAGUCCAACCUCUCCGACCUCGUCGCCGAGUACAUGCAGUACCAGGAGGCGUCGGCCGACGACGACCUCUACGACGACGAGGAGCUCCCGCUCGAGGGCGAGGAGGAGAUGAUGUAAGCCAAGCUGCAUUUGCCUGGUCUUGCCUCCCCCCUGUGGACAUCCUGUGCCCAUUCCCUCCAUCGACGACCCGGCGGCAGCCUUGUCGUCGCCCUCGUCGAUCCCCUACUUCGUAUCCCCUCCUCCCACUUCCCUCUUUUUACCGCCACGCCCGGGGCCUAGUUCCCGGUGUCUCGCGAUGAGACGGCGUGCUGCGAUCUAUGCCACAUAAUAGUGUAAUUGUUUGGAGCAUGGUUUGGCGAUGGCACUGACGACACGCGCUUGGUGCGGAAUGAUGAGGCAGGCGGAAAGUCCGUCGAGGACCCCCGACAAAGUGGACUUUAUCAGCUGCGGCACUGAUGCCGAUGCAGAACAUCAAGCUUUUGUUGAUCAGACUGCGUAGACGUCUGGUGACCAUCAGCGUUACUUAGUAACAGAUACGUGUAAAAGCCAAUGGCAUCACAAGCACAAGCAGUCGAGUAACAGUAACGCU
Cutaneotrichosporon oleaginosum is the source of this 2137-nucleotide messenger RNA. RefSeq lists its product as uncharacterized. Gene Ontology annotation, cellular component: microtubule; cytoplasm. Gene Ontology annotation, molecular function: GTPase activity; GTP binding; structural constituent of cytoskeleton. NCBI's taxonomy places the organism in Eukaryota, Fungi, Basidiomycota, Tremellomycetes, Trichosporonales, Trichosporonaceae. The record is from RefSeq and is a predicted model, not a curated record. Gene Ontology annotation, biological process: microtubule cytoskeleton organization; mitotic cell cycle.